Messenger RNA from Dioszegia hungarica, 1197 nucleotides. RefSeq lists its product as uncharacterized. Bases 1 to 1197 code for a protein of 398 amino acids. The transcript is spliced from 3 exons. Lineage: Eukaryota; Fungi; Basidiomycota; Tremellomycetes; Tremellales; Bulleribasidiaceae. The record is from RefSeq and is a predicted model, not a curated record. Gene Ontology annotation, biological process: lipid metabolic process.
AUGCGCAUCUCCAACUCCAACGCCAUCUCGGCGCUCUCCCUCGUCGCCAGCGUCCUCGCUCGCCCGACGGGCGACUUCAUCUCGGUCCUCACUGGCGGUCCGCAGGCCGCACUCAACAUGCCUAUGGGCAGGACCGCUGUCUCUCGCGCCGAUAUGGAGGAGAUGGCCCGACUGGCAAUCGCUGUCAAUACCGCCUACUGCCCCAUGGACCGCUUGCUCCAGCCUCACCCCACCGCCGAAGUCUCCUCUCCCGGUCGGCACAAGCGCAGCCACACCCCUAUCCGACAUGCCUCUAGCAUCGUCAUCUCCAGCCAGGACCCCGAGUUCGCCUCGCAGGCCGAAGAGGUGGAUAUGAACUGGUACAUCUCGCACACCCCCUCCACCCAAACCCUUACUCUCGCCUUCUCCUCCCUCCCUUCCACAGACGACCUCAUGGACCUCCUCUCGUCCUCCCCCUUCCCCAACGCCACGCUGAACGACAAUUUCGUCGAGCUCCCCACCUACCUGUUCCCCGAGGACAGCGUUCCCUUUGAUCCCUCCCCGGCGAUCCACCACUCGUACCUCCCCGCGCUCGAGACACACGGUACCUCUGCCCUGCUUGCCGUUCUGGACCUGCUCGAAACCCCUCCCAUCCCCAUCCGCACCAACCGCAACGUCCUCCAGAGCUUCAUCAACUCGCUCUCGCGCCACCCGGAACCCCUCGCUGCUAAGCCCAUCAAGCACGUCGAGGUCGUCGGACACGGUCUCGGGGCGAGCAUGGCCCUCCUCGUCUCGGUCGCGCUCCACCUCGAGGUCGCUGGACCCGCUGCAGAGUCAUACGCCAACCCUCUUUCCCCGGUCGGCAUCUCCGCUACCCUCUUUGGCAGCCCCCGCGUUGGCGACGAGGUCUUUGCGGCCUGGGUCGAUCAGCUCCAGAUCGAGUCCCCGGAACUCCGCAUCAACCGCAUCACCUCCUACGCGGACACCGUCGCGCAUCUGCCCGCGCGCCACCUUGACCUCGUCCACCCCUCCAUUGGCGAGAUCUGGGUCGGUGCAGACCCGCGAGUGGCGUACGCGUGCAGGGGAGAGUCGGAGGGAGAGGCCAGCGAGGCGUGCAGCGCGAGCAUCCCAUUGCCCAAGACGAGUCUGUUGGACCAUGCGGGGCCGUUCGGGGGUGUUUGGAUCGGGCAGAGCAAGUGCAGGAGGUCAGGCGCGUAG